GCGCCUCUUGCCCCGCCUACUGGGUUACCGAAGUCCAGCGGCGGGAGGUGGAAAGCGGUGUUAACUUUUAUUUUUCUUUGGCGGCAGUUUGGCCUUUUAAGAAUCAUCUGUGGUUUAAAAGCCAGGAGAAUCUGGAAAGGGGCCGUCACUCCUAGCCCUCUUUUCCUCCGAGUUUGCUACUCUCUGGGCCAAGAUGGACAAAGUUUGUGCUGUCUUCGGAGGCUCUAGAGGCAUUGGGAGGGCAGUGGCCCAGUUAAUGGCCCAAAAAGGCUACCGACUGGCCAUCAUCGCCAGAAAUCUGGAAGUGGCCAAAGCCGCCGCCGGUGAGCUCGGCGGAGAUCAUUUAGCAUUUAGCUGUGAUGUUGCCAAAGAACGUGAUGUUCAAAAUACAUUUGAAGAGGUGGAAAAAAAUUUAGGUCGAGUUAAUUUCUUGGUAAACGCAGCUGGAAUUAACAGGGAUAGCCUUUUAGUAAGAACAAAAACUGAAGAUAUGAUAUCUCAGCUUCAUACUAACCUCUUGGGUUCCAUGCUGACUUGUAAAGUUGCCUUGAAGACUAUGAUUCAACAGCAGAGAGGGUCUAUUGUUAAUGUAGGAAGUAUUAUUGGUUUAAAAGGCAAUUCUGGCCAGUCUGUGUACAGUGCAGGUAAAGGAGGACUAGUUGGAUUUUCACGUGCUCUUGCUAAAGAAGUAGCAAGAAAGAAAAUUAGAGUGAAUGUAGUUGCACCAGUCACUGUUACAGGGAUCUGCCUCCACUAGCCACCAUAGCCAGUCAAUCAAGAGGUAUCUCCUGGGCGGCAGCUGCAAAAACCAGGGUGCCAGACAUUUGCACAAGCUUCUUUCUGAAAAUACUAGUGACCCGGAGCGAGGCAGAGGGUGAGCGUAGAGAUGGUUGGUACUCAGCAGCCUUAGUCUUCAGAUUAUUUCAGUAUACCCCUGGAUGUUUAUUAAAUUAGGUGUCUACCACUCAGGCUGAUGCUUUAAGAUAAGCAAAUAGGCUUCUUUCAUAGAAAGACUGGUCCCUAGGGUGGGUGACCCUGUUGGAGCCUUUCAGGACUAUUUGUCAGAUUGUUAUAGCCUUGUGGUCUUGUGGCUGUAGGCCCCACUAGCUUGUGAAGCUAGAUAUUCUUGGGGCUUGUCUCUCGGGUGCAGGUCUUAAAAGUUGGGGGUACUAAUAAAAUCUUUAAAAAAAGUUGGGGUACUCAUGUGUUCAAAUCCUUUGAUCCUGAGACUGAAGUCUAGGAUUUUGAGUUCCCUCUUGAUUGUAGGUUACUGUGUCAGGGGCGGCAUUUAGGGCAAGAUUGUGUUAUAGCCUCUUACAUGUGUUUGAUGUGGGUUGUCUCAUUUGCCUAAUGUGUAGCAAUCAGUUGGUUAGUUUUGGGGUUUCUUUUAGAAGAAAUUGUUAUGUAUGUUGUUGAUUUGGUGUGUCUGUGGGAGGAGGUGGAUUCAGGAUCCUGUCAUCCAUCUUGAACCAGAGCUCUAUUUAAUUUCAUAGAUGUCAAGAGAGGGCAUAUGGUUUGGGGUCACAGUAUACUUUCCCCAUAGGGCAUCACAGGAACCAACAUUAUUUACAUGCAUAUAGGCAGAAUUCUAAGAUGGAUCCCAGUAUUCCCGCCUCCUGGUGGACACACACCUUCUCUCAGUUAUCCAAUCAAACACAAAUUUAGGUGUUGCUUUGGAGAGAUUUUAAUUAUAUUAAAAAAAAAUCAGGUCAUUUUAAGAAAGAGGGGUAUUCACUUGGGCUUGACCUAAUCAUGUGAUCCCUUAGAAGGGGCUGGGCCUCUGACAAGAUCAAGGCAUGAGAAGGAUCCAUUCUGAGGGAGAUUCUCUUUGCUGGUCUUGAAGAUGGAGGGGAUGACGUGGCAAGGAAUGCAGACGGCCUGUAGGAGUUGAGAGUGCCCCCCUAGCCAACAGAUUACAUUGAGGCCUCUAGCCUACAACUGCAAGGAGAUAAAUUUUGUCACAACUCCUUGAACUUGGAAGAGCUCCAGAUGAGAAUGUAGUUCAGUGGAUGUGCUGAUGUUAGCCUAGUAAGACUCAGAGUGCAGAACCCAGCCCUUCUGACCUAUAGACCUGUGAGCUAAGUUUAUACUAAUUUAUGACAUAAGCAACAGAAAACUAAAACAACGGAGUGUUUUGCUUCACAAAAUUGCAACUAUUAUUUGUUAAAUAUUUAUUGAUGUUAAAUCCACAUUACACCAGCACAACAAUCCAAAUAGUAGUAUGAUAGUACUUUUUUAUAAAUACAACAUAAAAGGUGGCAAAUAAUGCUACUCAAUCCCAAACCCAGCAAAUUAGCAAACAGUCACAUUCAGAAAAAUUUGGCAAGUAAGAUAGGAUGUUAAGUCAUAAUUCUACGAUAUAGCUAGGUCCAUGAAAGACUUUGUAUGGUAUCUUAAAUUCCAUAUUAGCAACGCAUACAAGUGUGGUCAAAGAAACUUGCACUACUCUGCAAAGAACAUCUGCCACCCAGUGAUCAAGCCUAUUAGUCAUUUAAAGCUUGGUUGGUUGGUGUUCUUACAAAGAAGUAGAAAGCUGUACAUGUGAAGCAGUAAUAUGAAAUAUAUGGGGUGGUACACAGAUAUAAAAUUAUUUUAAAAAAUACUAUAUAUUGCAUUAACUGAGCUAAGACAGUUCAACAUUUUUAUUAUAAAUAAUGAAAGAUAUAUGUGUUUUGCAUAAGGAAUACAGUGUUUUCUUUUCAUAGCAAAGUACCAUUAAAACCUCAUGUUUUAUAAUAUAGUAUCUGGCCAAAUUGGUUUUUUUCCUCCUUUUUAAAGUUUAUUGGUUCCGACUUAAAACCAUCAAGUCUGGUCAGAAUCAUGUCAGUCUAGCUGUUGCAGGAUCAUAUGCAUUCAAAAAUCAGUCUUUGCAGAGAUGCCUUUACCAACUACCCGGAACCUAGCACCUUCUUAAGGCAAGGUUGCAUGGCAGCAUGGAAGUGAACUCAUAUUUUCCAUUCACCGUAUCAUGGUGCCAUUGGAAAAAAAUUGAUUGUGGCACAAACCUGUUUUGUCUUUCCCAAGUCUCCAUUUUCCUCCAGUAGACUAGCUCUUAUUGGCAGUUUCCUCACUGAUGCCAGUCUUGCAGUCUCGGUCCAUUUUCCACUUGCUCAACACACCUAACCUCUUCAGCAACUACACAGACUUCAGACACUGGAACUUCCAUAGCACAUGUGCUCCAAUCUCCCAGCUGACCCUAGAUCCCCUGACAUUUGAAUGGCAGUGUUUUUUUACCUAUACUUUAGGUUACUUUUUGAAAACCAAAGAAGAGCCCUCUGUCUCCUGCCUCUUCUACUUUUAUCUAAAUGAGUACAAGUGUGCUGGUAGCAUUUUCCUUCAUUCUUCCUACUCCUUCCAGACCCCUCUUUCCGCUGAAUACUAUAGGCCUUGGUCAUUUGGGUGAUUUGGAUGUCUUUUGUGGAAUGGACUGUAAUACAGUUCUGCUUUAUUUGGAAUACUUUAUAUUAUUUAUAAUUAAGUUAGCCUUUUAAUAUGGUUUGUAAGUAAGCUUCCUACCAAGGUAGCAUGAAAAGAAAAUACUACACAUAAAGAAGGUGGUUAAGAACUAAGGUAUUAACCUCGUUAGAAAGCUCUCGAUAUUAAUAAAAUUUAAGGCCAGUAAUUCCUUCCUUAUGAUUUAAUAUAAAACAAUUUUGCAAAAACAAGGCAUUUACUUGGAUUUGUCAUUUCCUCUUCCUUUCAUCCCUAUAUAUUGCACUUGGUUCACUGUAGCUGUCUGAACACACUGCCCACUUAGAAACAUUUUAGUAUUAUUGGCGGUACAUUUGCCUCCUGUUAAGCAUUCCACACGGUCAUGCUGUGUAGCACCUACCGCUAGUGUUUAAGGCACUAUGGAGAGUACAAAUUCUGGUUACCUUUGAACAGCUGAUUUCCAUUAGCCUUUCGGCAUUUCAGGUCACUUUCAUCACAGAGAUCCCACAAGUUUUAAGUCGGAUGAUGAAUGAAGAUUUUCUGUGCGAUGUGUACAUUUCUAUGAGCAUCACCUACUGAAACUCUAAGUUGGGUAUAUCAAGUAGGAAAAGUAUUAUUUUGGUGUUUAUUUCUUAUAGUCAAAGGUAUGUUUUGCCCUUUACAUAAUGUGACAAAGGAAUAUAUUGUUCAAGGCAAUGGCGGCUGUUUCAGUGUUUCAGCGUUA
Messenger RNA from Mustela erminea (ermine), 4156 nucleotides. It is a transcript of the gene CBR4, whose product is annotated as carbonyl reductase 4. Gene Ontology annotation, molecular function: quinone binding; oxidoreductase activity, acting on the CH-OH group of donors, NAD or NADP as acceptor. The transcript is spliced from 5 exons. The record is from RefSeq and is a predicted model, not a curated record. Bases 194 to 757 code for a protein of 187 amino acids. Gene Ontology annotation, biological process: fatty acid biosynthetic process. NCBI's taxonomy places the organism in Eukaryota, Metazoa, Chordata, Mammalia, Carnivora, Mustelidae.